AGUGAUGGUCACGAAUACCCUGAUAGGUGGCCCUCAAUGCGCCUGUGGAAAAUUACCUUCGCUGACGUAUGGAGGCUACUCGAGAGGAUCUGUCGCUCUGUUUUGGACGCCGAAUAACUUAGAUAGGAGGACGUUACCGGUUAAGAUGAGCGUGGAAGUGGAAAGAAAGUUUUUAUGCAGUGAUGGCACCCUGAAAAUACUGGAGGAGAUCGCAGUUUGUAUGGGACAGCAGCAGUUUCAUGACCAGUAUUUUGACACCCCCGAGUUUGAGCUGACUUUGAGAGACAUGUGGCUGCGUAAACGAAAAGGUUGCUGGGAGCUCAAGUGCCCUACAGCAACAGUCAAUGGGACGGAGGACCGGAGUGCAGAACAAUCUCUGGCUGCAGCGCUGUGUACUCAUUACAAGGAGAUAACCAAUCUGCCUGAAAUUCAACAGAGAGUGGAGGAGGUUUUCAAGAAGACUUGUGAGGACAGAGAGUCAGAGACGGCCCCCUCGCUGGGAGAUGAGUCCUGGCUUUGUAGAAUGAAUCUGGUUUGCUUUGCAGAGUAUGUGACAGUGCGGCGGUCAUUCACUUUGGGGGACGAGGGGGUCCAAAUAGAUCUGGACCAAGCUGACUUUGGAUAUCAUGUGGGAGAGAUAGAAGUCCUCAUUCCAGAGGGAGGAGAUGUACAGUCUGCACAGGAGAAGAUUAGAAAUGCAGCUCACAAGCUGGGACUCAGCGAACAUGAGCGGGUUGAGGGAAAAAUGAAUGUUUACCUUAAAAGAUAUCAGCCGGAGCACUAUGCCAAGCUACUUAGUGCUCAUGUUUUGUAAGAGCUGCUAUACUUGAUCGGUAAUGCUAACCGUUUAAACGUUUUUAGAAUGAUAUACAAAACUGAACUAUUGUAUAUUAGCCAGGUCGAAUAGAUUUUAAUGAAAUUUAGCAGCGUAUGGUAAAAAUUCUCCAAGCGUGCUGGGUCUUUAAAAAGCCUUUAAUCUGUACAAAAGAACAAUUGGUCUGAAUAAAUCUGACAUGCUUGGUGCUACACUGCUGCUAUCAUGCUGCCACUUGAAAUUUUUGAGGACUCCCUUCCUCAGCAAGGUAUUACAGGUUGUCUGGAUUCAGCACACAUACACUCAUGUCCUGCUGCAAGAUAGACCACUUAAAAAAACAGCUGCUCACUGACAUUGAAAACAUGUGGUAAAAGUUCUCAACACUAUUGGAAAUUAGACAAAUGACACGAUAAUAAUGGCAUCCUGUUUCACACACAAAUGAAGAUUUUUGCUGAAGUGUGAGUGGAAUAUUCAAUCUGAUUUUAUGGAAAUAUCUGGGCACUUUGCAGCUAUGAAAGCCAGUAUAUUGCAACAUUGAGGGCCACGACAUAAUGGAGCUCGUUUGCUGGGGCUUUUCAACCACCUAAACUAAUUUCUAUUCUACUCAUCUAUUUUCUUGUUGUGCUUUGAUCAUAGUGUACCGAAAACAAUGUUACUUGUCAUAUGUAUUGCUGCAUUACUUAAUGUAGUUUAUUCACUGUAUACAUUCAGUAAACCUACAGCCCUAAUGCCUAAGACGUUCAAUUAAUUUCUAAGCCAGGG
Messenger RNA from Menidia menidia (Atlantic silverside), 1576 nucleotides. NCBI's taxonomy places the organism in Eukaryota, Metazoa, Chordata, Actinopteri, Atheriniformes, Atherinopsidae. The record is from the annotation of a GenBank genome assembly.